ACGUGUUGGGCUGUCAAUCAAGCGGCUUUUAAAUGGCUACAGUGCGGCCCGCGACCGCUGCUUGAGCCCUCCCGGGCACAGCGACAGCGAUAGCGGUAUUUCUGCAACUACUACUCCUGCAGCAGCAGCAUUUCCACUAAACCACAACCCGACCGGCCAUGGCCAGCGAGGAAGAGCAGGGCGGCUGCCGGACCAGGCAGAGGUUUGAGGAACUUUGUCAGAAAUUGAACAUGGACGAGGGUGCAAAAUGUGAGGCUUGGGCAAGUUACGAGAGCAUCAGCAGGAAAUACACCCUGGAGGGAGAAGAUCUUCACUGGUUGGCUUGUGCCCUGUAUGUAGCAUGUAGAAAAGCCAUUCCCUCAGUGGGAAGGGGCACUGUAGAAGGGAAUUGUGUCUCCUUAACAAAGAUCCUACGCUCUUCUGAACUCAGUUUGAUAGAAUUCUUCAAUAAGAUGCAAAAAUGGGCAGACAUGGCAGAUCUAUCCCAAGAAUUCAGGGAGCGUACAGAAAAGCUGGAGAGGAAUUUCACAGUUUCUGCUGUCAUCUUCAAAAAGUGCGAGCCUAUUUUUCGUGACCUUUUUAAGGACCCUCAAGAAGAACAGCCACCACGACAGCACAGGGGUCGGAAACAAAGGUGAGACCUAAAAUGGCCAAAGAA
Rhincodon typus (whale shark) is the source of this 658-nucleotide messenger RNA. RefSeq names its product retinoblastoma-like protein 2. Gene Ontology annotation, cellular component: chromatin; transcription regulator complex. Lineage: Eukaryota; Metazoa; Chordata; Chondrichthyes; Orectolobiformes; Rhincodontidae. Gene Ontology annotation, molecular function: RNA polymerase II transcription regulatory region sequence-specific DNA binding. The transcript is spliced from 3 exons. The record is from RefSeq and is a predicted model, not a curated record. Gene Ontology annotation, biological process: cell differentiation; negative regulation of G1/S transition of mitotic cell cycle; regulation of transcription by RNA polymerase II. Bases 159 to 638 code for a protein of 159 amino acids.